Molecule: messenger RNA, 2028 nt
Organism: Saprolegnia diclina VS20
Lineage: Eukaryota; Oomycota; Saprolegniomycetes; Saprolegniales; Saprolegniaceae
Exons: 2
Coding region: 1-2028 (675 amino acids)
Source: RefSeq, a predicted model, not a curated record
AUGAGCGACGACGGUCACGAGUACAGUCCGUACUCGAUUGCGCGGGACGUCGCGUUGCCGCACUGUUGUCUGCGCAAGGCGGACGCCGAGAGCAGCGUCACCGCGGAACUUGGCGGUAUCACCGUGGCGUCGUGGCCUCUCUCGACCGAGACCGUCGCAGCGCUCACGACCAAGUACUCUGGCCGCAUACCGGCGCAAGAUGUCACCAUCAGUGGCCUCGGCAUUGCCGAAAACGAGUAUUUUUCCGAAUCCGACAUUCUCAGCAACUUUGAUCCGUAUCCCGACGGCGACGAGUUCGGCAUGACGUUCAGCAUGUCACUGGCGCAUGUGGCGAUCGACGCGACCGGCGACGCGUCGACGUUCAAGCCGGCAACGCAGCGACCGCCACGCUACACGUUUGCUACGGUUGUCUACUUCUUUCCGUCCAACUGCGUCGGCGGCGCCGUCACGAUCUCGCAUGGCCACCGGACGACGACGUACGAGGCACUUGACGCGCCAAUUACGUCGGGACAUCGGUCGUUUGCUGUGUAUCACGCCGUCUACGAUCUUGCGGACUUUGACUAUGCCGUAAAGCCGCGGUACGCACCCCCGCCACUGCCAUCGCUCCAAGAACUCCAACUCGCCGCUCGCCGCUUUGAGCCCGAUGGCCACAAUAGUGUCAUGAUCCGGCUUGCGACGCGCAGUGCGACGCCGACGUUUGGUCCGCUCACGGGUCCUGACAAGGCAAUUCUCGACCUGCUACUUGCAGCCGACGUCUUUGACAUUGCCAUUGUGCGGGCGGACGAAGGCGACGACAGCGAGACCAACAGCAUUGACGAGAGCGACGACGAAAGCGAGAAUGAUAGCGGUGACGUGAGCGAGGUUGAGAGAGAGAUUGAGAGCGAGGUUGAGAGUGAGAGUCCCGCCCCAACACUCCCCGAGACGUUCCAUCCGCUAUGCACGACGCCGGCACUCGUCCAAGACGCUUAUCACCAGACGCCAAUCAACGAGCUGGCAGACACGGACGAGAUCAAGUCGCCCGGCUACUUUUUGCUCGUGUGGCCCAAGGUGUGCCGCGUACGCAUUUUAGGCUACGACCGCACGAUAGCGCUCUUGCGUGCGCAUCUUGACGGUGACGAGACCGACGACCUCGGCUAUGGGUCACUCCACGGCAUCUUUGAAGCGGCAUUUCGUGCCUUCUACCCGCAGCCUCGGAGCAACUACAAUGCCUCCAAGCCACCUCAAGUCACGCAUGCGAUGGCGUCUUUGCUCUACGACCAUGGCGACGUGGAGCUCAUUGAAGCGUUUAUGGACGUUCACGACCAGUGGGCCGACGACGAAAACAUGGCGAAGUGGCUUCUCGCGGUGCUCCAGCGCUUUGGGGCGUCUCGUUUCCAGCACCGGAUGCACAUGGUGAAGGCAGCGAGUGCUUUUGUGGCUCAGUUGGUGUCGCUCGCGACGGCCGGCGACAGACUCGCACAGACGAUCGCAAACGACUGCAUCCCGCUGUGGUGGCCUCAUUUGCUGCGCCACCUCGCCAGGGACAGCUGCUUCACGAAAAAGGAAACACUGGGCUAUAUGCUCGACGUCGAGACGUACAUGCUCGAGAACCCGAUCGACGUCACUGCGUCGGAGUGCUUGCGUCGGCACGUCCCCGACACUGCUGUGCGCGCGGUGGCCACGUACGUUGCACCACCGCUCGUGCCGCUUCUGGACAUUGUCCGAGUCGACAAGUGCCUCAUUGGCAGCCUUCCGGCUGUCGUGUGGCCACGGCGAGACGCGCUGGGCAGCGUGCGCCUCGCAGCGUGCAUUGCGCUAGCUGUCGAGCAUGUGUCCUCGUCCAAAGAGCGCCCUCGAUGCUGCAAAGGCCAUGUGCUCUACUUGGCACUGCUGACGGCCGGGACACCAGCCCUUGCCAUCGUCGACGCCGACGUGCAAACGUGGCGAUACACGGCCCGAUUCAAUGCUGCAUGCGCUGCGGUCGACAAGACGACGCUGAGUACGAUGCAAGCGCUCGUCUUGGAAGAGUACAUGCGACGUCCAUCGUAG